GCCACUGCUGCCAGCCUGCACAAACCUCCAUCCUCCUCCUCUCCGUCUUCUUCAUCCCUUCCCAUUCCCUCUCCCUCUCCCUCUCCCUCCUUCCCCCAGGCCAGCUAGCCAUCCACUCCCUCCCCCUCUCCCUCUCGGAGAAGGCAAGGACGAGAGGACCGUUUUCUCUUAAGCGCGCGGGCCGGGCGAUGGAGGAGGAGAAGGCGGUGCGGAUGGCGCGCCGCGGCGUGCUCAAGGUGGUGGUGGCGACCGGCACCAACCUCGCCGUCCGGGACUUCAGCUCCAGCGACCCCUACGUCGUCGUCCGCCUCGCCGGCAUGAAUGCAAAGACAAAAGUCAUCAACAGCUGCCUAAAUCCAGUUUGGAACGAAGAGAUGUCCUUCUCCAUUGAAGAACCAGCUGGAGUCAUCAAAUUUGAGGUGUUCGACUGGGACCGGUUCAAGUACGACGACAAAAUGGGCAACGCAUUUCUUGAGCUGCAGCCGGUGGCCGCGGCAGCGAAGCUGCGGCGAGCGCUGCGGCUGACGACGGGGGAGACCAAGCUCCGGAAGGUUGCUGCCAGCGUCGACAACUGCCUGCUCUGCGACAGUUUCGUGACGUACGCGGACGGUGAAAUCGUUCUCGACGCAAGGCUGCGGCUGCGCGACGUCGAGUCCGGCGAGCUGUUCGUCACCGUCAAGUGGAUCGAGGCCGACGCCAAGUGAGGAAGUGGCACACGUUGGUUGUGUUUGGCCGGCAGGUGGAUGAGAUGGCCAAGGUGCUGUGGCGCUGCUUAUGCCAGUGCUCUGUGUGAAUGUGUCUCCGCUUUCUGAUCUAAAUCGGCAAUUCUCAGACAGUUCUACUAACAGACAUAGUAGGCAGUAGCGUGUGUGUGCAUGUUUAGAAUGUUUUUGUGUUUUUUCUGCUUGUUAGUCAACGGCCGUUAAAGUAGUAAACCUUAAUUAAUGCUUGAAACAGCAAUGUAAUCAUCAUGGUUUUUUUGGUUCUUUUUUUGGCCCAGUCUAGAGAACAACACUCUUUUUCUACAAUUCACAUAUAUGCAAGCAUUGAAUUGUUUACUCU
This is a messenger RNA of Oryza brachyantha (malo sina), 1062 nucleotides long. Its product is annotated as protein C2-DOMAIN ABA-RELATED 11. Bases 189 to 704 code for a protein of 171 amino acids. The record is from RefSeq and is a predicted model, not a curated record. NCBI's taxonomy places the organism in Eukaryota, Viridiplantae, Streptophyta, Magnoliopsida, Poales, Poaceae. The transcript is spliced from 3 exons.